UUUGAUGUCUUCCUCAUGCCAGUUACUCCUCGUGAUCGUUCCUCAUUCUUCUUUUGGAUUUAGUUUGUUUCAUGGACUUUGAUUUUGUAAUGACUCCAGUAAAGAUUCUGAGGACUUUUUCCACCACUGAAGCUGAAGAAACCAUCAAAUUUUGCUUUCAGCGAGCCUGGAUCGGUCUGUACGACAACGUGAACAGUUGGAGGUGGUCACUGACAAACACAAGUUUCUACAAACCUGGAGAGAGCGAGUUUAGAAACUGGAGACCUGGACAACCUAAUAACGCUUUUAGCAUAGAGCACUGUGUGGUCAUGUAUAACGACGGACUGUGGAAUGAUGAUUGGUGCGAUUUCCACCGUCAGCCAGUCUGCAGUGAUGUUACAGGGUCCAAUGUGACAUUUGUCCUCGCCCCCACCACCAUGUCAUGGUCUGAUGCUGUGAUCUACUGCAGAGAACACCACACUGACCUGGCCAGUGUGAGGAACAUGGAGGAGAACCAGAAGAUAAAAGAGCAGAUAUCAGUAUGGCGUGUCUGGAUUGGCCUCUCCAGGGAGUCCUGGAAGUGGUUGGAUGGAAGUAGAUCCACAUUUAGGUACUGGAAUGAUGGUGAACCCAACAACCAGUAUAAGAAUGAGAUUUGCGUUGCAGCUGACUUUGGAAACUCUGGCAAAUGGGAGGACUGCCAAUGCCACUACAAGAGAGCAUUCAUCUGCUACAACGCCCUAACAGCCUCCAAACAAGUGAUCAAGGUGAGGCUGGUGAAGCAGAGCUCCUCUCUGGACCUGAAUGACCCUGCCGUGCUGGAGGACAUCCUGAAGGAGCUCAGACAGAAUCUGAGGGAUCAAGGGGUGACACAGGACGUCAGACUGAGCUGGAGGAAGCAGGCGGACGGAAAGGUGUUUCACAAAGAGAAGAAGAAGGAGAAGAAGAAGAGGAACAAAAUAAGAAUGACCAGAAAAACUGAGUUAUAG
Messenger RNA from Cheilinus undulatus (humphead wrasse), 968 nucleotides. Its product is annotated as macrophage mannose receptor 1-like. The coding region runs from base 72 to 968 and encodes 298 amino acids. The record is from RefSeq and is a predicted model, not a curated record. Lineage: Eukaryota; Metazoa; Chordata; Actinopteri; Labriformes; Labridae. The transcript has 5 exons.